Messenger RNA from Phytophthora nicotianae INRA-310, 1282 nucleotides. Its product is annotated as N-carbamoylputrescine amidase, variant 2. The transcript has 4 exons. NCBI's taxonomy places the organism in Eukaryota, Oomycota, Peronosporomycetes, Peronosporales, Peronosporaceae. Bases 254 to 1141 code for a protein of 295 amino acids. The record is from RefSeq and is a predicted model, not a curated record. Gene Ontology annotation, molecular function: hydrolase activity, acting on carbon-nitrogen (but not peptide) bonds, in linear amides.
CUAUGCUCCCACACUAAGCAUCGUACCGCCGCCUGUCCAAAGCUGUCAUUGCUCAAGCUCUGUGCUCUUCGCGAAGUCGCUCUCUGCUGUCUCCAUGCACGCCUCCAGCCGCAUUGGCUCCUCCACGGGCUCUCUGGGCUCCAGCUCCACUGUAGCCACUUCGGGCUUCAAGGCGCCGCCCACCUCCGUCGAGCGGGUACAAGUAGCCAUUAUUGGAGCUCUACCAUGAAGAUGAGCUAAUCAUUCUUUUAUUAUGUUCUUAUUUUCUUAUUUGGUCCAGAUGAUGACGGUAGCCGCCACCCAGAUGAGCUGUGGCAACCCCGAGGAGAACAUCAAGAAGGCGGAGUCCCUCGUGCGCAUUGCUAGCUCCCGUGGAGCGCAGGUUAUUCUACUACAGGAGCUGUUCCAGUUUUCGUACUUCCCUAUUGAGCUCAAUGCCGGCAACUUCCAGUUGGCUACAACGCUGGAAGAGUCUGCACUGGUACAGGGUAUGGCGUUGCUGGCUAAGGAGCUGCACGUGGUGAUCCCCAUCAGCUUCUUCGAGCGAUACAGGAACUCGUACUACAACUCGUGCGCUGUGAUCGACGCCGACGGAACGGUGUUGGGCGUUGCGCGCAAGAUGCACAUCGGAGACCGUCUUGGCUACAACGAGAAAUACUACUUCACGCCGUCUGACGACUCGUUCAAAGUCUGGAACACGCGUUACGGUAAGAUUGGUGUAGCCAUCGGCUCGGACCAGUGGUAUCCCGAAGUGGCACGCAGUUUGGUAGUGCAGGGCGCCGAGUUGCUACUGUAUCCAAGUGCUAUGGGCAGCAACCACUACGACCCCAACUUUGAUCCACGUGAUCAGUGGCAACGUGUGAUGCAGGGCCAUGCAGCGGCGAGUAUGGUGCCCGUUAUCUGCUCCAACCGCGUGGGUACUGAAGUCGUGGACGGUAUCCAGGUUACAUUCGUUGGCUCCUCGUUCAUCACAGGCCAGACUGGUGAAAUGCUUAAGAUUGCCGACCGUGAGUCGGAAGGUGUGCUUGUGGAGAGCUUCGACCUCGAGAAAUUCCACGUGAGACGAGCCAGUUGGGGUCUUGUUCGUGACCGCAGACCCAACAUGUAUGGAACACUCAUUACGCGUGAUGGACCUCAGUGAUACUCUUCAGCAUCGUGUUAUCAAAGAGAAUGGAGCUCAAUGGAGCCAUAUCGUAGAGUGCAUGUGCUGUGAUGGCUAAAUGUAGCCAUGUUCAAAAACUGACGUUGGUUCACAAGUUAUUUAUAACGUGGUUGAAAUGGC